AUGGCCAGAAGUCACUACUUCAAAAAUGUUUCAAUUGUUGAGGAUGAUCCGAACAUCAUAAUGAGCACGAUUCUCAACUACGCGACUCCCAUUCAAAACGUGUUAUUAAUGAUCUCAGUCCUCGGAAAUGGCUUAUUAGUUGGUUCAUCUCGAUCUCUUCCCGCUCCCGUAUCUCCUUACCUAAAACUAUGUGUAUCUCUGGCGGCUGCCGACCUUUUAACUUCUCUACAUUUGUCUUGGAAAAGUAUUCUUUCUUUUAUCAACAUUUCUAUGGGUAUGAAACUUUUCACACCGUGUAUGUUUGCUGUCAACGAAUCUUUACGGCUCUCCUCCAUGCUAUGCUCAAACUUGCAUCUCUUCGUGCUGGGUUUGAAUCAUUUUGUCGGCACAUUGUGGCCAAUCCGACACAAGGUUUUCGUCACUACAAAAAGAAUGCGCUAUGUUCUGAUCAAUCUAUGGCUUAUCCCACAUCUUGUUGUUUUCACAUGGUUUUGGUGGUCAUCAAUAACUGAGUUUAAAAUUGGGAAUUGUGAGCUGCGCUUUUAUUUGGCUUUCCCAUUUCGAUUGACAAUUUUCUUGCUAUCAUUUAUUCCAAUGGCUUCAACUGUGAUAAUGUACGCAGUGAUCGUUCGUUGCUUGACGAAAGCUCAAACAAGAAUGGUACGAAGCGGUCAUAGUAGUGACGAUCCACUCACGCGGAAAUGUAGCUUGGAAAGUACGACUCAGAAAAAGAUGAAACUCGUGUGGACGAGUCUGAUCAUCGUUUCUUCAUAUUGCUUCUCAUGGGGUCCGCAAACGAUUUUCUUUGUGACGGUUUGCCAAUCCGGUUGCCCAAUCACAGCCUACACCGAAAUCAGCUUUCGUACAGCGGCCAUUCUUUCUCAAUCAAUUCAGACUUUGGUAGUGCUGAAAAUGGCGGCAAAUCUAUUCAUUUACACGCUACGAAUGGACAAAUUUAGACAGUGCAUUGGGAAUGAUUUGAGGAAAUUAAAAUCUCUAUUCAAUACGCUUCGAAAUCUGGCAAGCAAAGUUCUUUUCAAAUAUAGAGCACCACUUCGGAAAAAUGUUGUUCCGGAAUUCUCUAUGUCUCCAAUCAUCCACGACACCAAAGAAUUCUCUAUGUCUCCAAUCAUCCACGAAUUUUACCUCGAUCACGGUGAAAUAAGCAAA
Mesorhabditis belari is the source of this 1170-nucleotide messenger RNA. NCBI's taxonomy places the organism in Eukaryota, Metazoa, Nematoda, Chromadorea, Rhabditida, Rhabditidae. The record is from the annotation of a GenBank genome assembly.